Platichthys flesus (European flounder) is the source of this 7720-nucleotide messenger RNA. RefSeq names its product integrin, beta 4 (gene itgb4). The transcript has 42 exons. Gene Ontology annotation, cellular component: membrane; cell surface; focal adhesion. Bases 350 to 6202 code for a protein of 1950 amino acids. Gene Ontology annotation, biological process: cell communication; cell adhesion mediated by integrin; cell migration. NCBI's taxonomy places the organism in Eukaryota, Metazoa, Chordata, Actinopteri, Pleuronectiformes, Pleuronectidae. Gene Ontology annotation, molecular function: integrin binding. The record is from RefSeq and is a predicted model, not a curated record.
CUGAGACUCACUGUCAUUCAUGUCGCUCUCCUUAAAAACUCUUGCACACACACACUCAGACUCACACACACACUGGACUUUAAGGUCGAACAAGUAACUAUUUGACCAGGAAGGAAGAAAAGAUAGACGAUAGAAACACUGGAAAUAUUUGCGUCUCUUUCUUUCUUUCUUUUUUUAAACUUUAAACUUGGACACGAGGACUUUUUCGGCACAGGUGGAUACAAACCGCUUUCUAAACUUUUUUGUGGGUCAAACAAAGCAAAAAGGACAAAGUUUCUUGAUCUUUCUUUUUUAUUUACUGUUGGACUUUUGGACUUGGUCUUGGUGAGAGCGGAGUAAGAGGAAGGCGAUGGGGAGAUGGGUGUUACAUCUCUCGGUGGGGCUUGGGCUUCUAGCCAUCCUGUUGACCUUCUGUUAUGCUGAAGUGAACUACUGCUUCCUGGCCCGGGACAAGACCUGCUCCGAGUGCCUGCAGGCUGGGAAAGACUGCGCCUACUGCCCUGAUGAGAGCUUUGACGGCCCGCGCUGUGACCUGUCUGAAAACAUACGCGCCCACGGCUGCAGCGCGACUCUUCGCGCAACUAAAUCCGAGAAUAUUGUGAAGAAUAGAACACAGAUCAACAUGAGGCUCAGUCAGUCUCAGGUGUCUCCACAGCUGAUGAACAUGAGCUUCCUUCCGGGAGAGGAGAAGGUGGUGGACGUGGACGUGUUCUCCCCGCUCAAAGGUCCUCUGGAUCUUUAUAUUCUUAUGGAUUUCUCCAACUCUAUGGCUGAUGAUUUGGACAACUUGAAGAAGAUGGGCAAUAAGCUAUCUCAGUUGAUCGGGAAGCUGUCAAACGACGCCACCAUUGGCUUUGGGAAGUUUGUUGACAAAGUGAUUGAGCCCCAGACGGACAUGAGACCCUCCAAACUUAAAACGCCAUGGCCCAACAGUGACCCUCCCUUCUCCUUCCAAAACGUCAUCAAGCUGACCAACGAUGUGGGGGAGUUCACCAGAGAGCUCCAGAAGGAGAUAAUAUCUGGCAACCUGGACGCUCCUGAAGGAGGGUUUGACGCCAUAUUGCAGGCUGCAGUUUGUGGGAAUAGGAUUGGUUGGCGAAGCCACAGCACACAUCUCCUGGUUUUCUCCACCGAGUCAGCCUUCCACUACGAGGCAGAUGGCGCUAACGUACUGUCUGGCAUCCUGCCGCGCAACGAUGAACGCUGCCACCUGGACCCAGAGGGCAAAUACACAGAAGAUAUCAAUCAGGAUUACCCAUCAAUACCCACGCUGGUCCGCGUGCUAGGCGAGCACAACAUCAUCCCCAUAUUUGCUGUUACCAACCACUCAUUCACGUACUACCAGAAACUUAGCAAAUAUUUCCCCAUUGCUGAGGUCGGUCUGCUGCAAGAGGAUUCCUCUAACAUCGUGCAGGUCAUGGAGACCGCCUUCGAGAGUAUCCGUUCCAAGAUGAGCAUCCAUGCUGAAGAGAAGCCUAAAGCGUUCAAGGCUCAGUUCUUGUCGACCAAGGGAGAGCUUGCAGAAUACGGGUUGUUUAAUUUCCCGCCUGGAGCAAUUGGUAAGCUCAAGAUGCGUCUCAAAGCCGAGAGGAUGAUUGACGAAACGCCUGUGUGCCAGAGCAAUCAGAAUGAGAAGGAGGGGCUGAUGAGAGUCAAGCCCAGCACCUUCAAUAGCGGUUUCAACAUUGAGGCCUCGAUUCUGUGUCCGACCUGCGAUUGUGAGAAGACUCCCGUCCCUAAUUCAGCCAAAUGCCAUGGCAAUGGAGACAUGAUAUGUGGGAAGUGCAAGUGUUCUCCUGGCUGGUUGGGUGCAUUCUGUAACUGCUCAGAGACUAUUUCAGCUCAGGACACCUCACGUUGCAUAGGCCCGAACAUGAAGGAGCCUUGCUCAGGUCGCGGAGAGUGCAAGCUGUGUGGAGGCUGUGUGUGCUCCAACCCAGAUCAGUUUGAGGGACAAUACUGUCAGUACGACAAGACCCAGUGUCCACGAUCUGGAGGCUUCCUCUGCAACGACCGUGGCUCUUGCAUCAUGGGUAGCUGCGCCUGUAAGAAAGGCUGGGAGGGAAAUGCCUGCGAGUGUACCAAUAGCAACCAGACCUGUCUGGACAACAAAGGGGGUGUCUGCAAUGGGCUAGGUGAAUGUAAAUGCGGUCUCUGUAAGUGCAAAGAAACCGCCGUGGAGAUGACUUCGACCUGUGAGCCAAAUUUCCAGGCCCAGCUGGGCGUGUGUGAGGGUACAAGAGAUUGUGUCCAGUGUAAAGCCUGGAAGACGGGAAAGAAAGAGGGCUGUGAGAACUGCCCCUUCGAAAUUGUCAUGGUGGAUGAACUCAAAGAAGCGGACAAAGUGCGUGAUUCAUGCAGUUUCCGUGACGAAGAAGAUGACUGUACCUACUACUACACUGCUGAAGACCCCACAGAUAAAGCAGCCGGAAUCUUGAAGAUCCAAGUGCUCAAAAAGAAAGAUUGUCCCGCUGCCAGCCUCCUGUGGCUGCUCCCUCUCCUCUUGUUCCUGUUGUUACUGCUGGCACUCCUGCUGCUCUGCUGCUGGAAAUACUGUGCCUGCUGCAAAACCUGCUGCCAGAGCUGUCUUGCCCUGCUGCCUUGUUGUAGGAAAGGUCGCAUGGUCGGCUUCAAGGAAGAUGAGUAUUUGCUCCGCCAGUCUCUGCUCACCUCAGACCAUCUGGACACGCCAAUGGUGAGGACUGGCCCACCCAAAGGAACUGAUGUGGUUCGCUGGAAGGUGACAGAUAAUGUACACAGAGGACCCAAUCACCCCCAGGCUCUGACGAAGCCAAAUCCUAAAGAGACUAUCCAGUUCCCACUCUCCGUCCGGCUGAACAGGCUGUUCUCUGAUAUCCUGUCCCGCCCGGAAUCCAGAGAAGCUGACCAGCUUCGCAAAGAAGUGGCCGAAAACAUCAAUGAUGUGUACAAACAGAUUCCUGGGGCCCAAAAGGUGCAGAGGACCGCUUUCAGAAUGCAGAGAAAUGCUGGAAAAAGGCAGGACUACACCAUCAUGGACACUGUCUUGUCCGCUCCUCGUAGCAGCUAUCCUGAUAUUGUUAAACUCACAGAGAAAAAUGUCCAGUCUGGAAGCUUCCAAAACCUCAAGGUGGUGCCUGGUUACUACACUGUGGCCACAGACAGAGAGGCUUCGGGAGCGAUCGAGUUCCAGGAAGGUGUGGAGUCAGUAGACGUUCAUGUGCCGCUCUUUGUCAAAGAAGAAGACGACGACAAGAAGCAGUUGCUUGUGGAGGCUGUGGAUGUGCCACUAGGAAUUGCUGAGAUCGGAAAACGUUUGGUCAACAUCACCAUCAUCAAAGAGCAUGCCACCAGUGUGUUCUCGUUCCUCCAGCCGGCCUACACAUACAGCAGACAGGAUGGAGUGGCCAACAUUCCAAUCAGCAGGGAGAUCAUUGAGGAUGGACGAACCCAGGUCACAUACCGCUCACGGGACCUCACAGCCAAGGACAAAAAGGACUAUAUAACUGUGGAAGGAGACCUGACCUAUGCUCCUGGUGAGACCGAGAAGACAGUUCCUGUUCGUCUGCUGGAGCUGAGUGAGAAAGAUGGCCUCCUCGAAGAAAAACAGGUCAAGCAGUUUGUCAUGGACCUCAGUAACCCACGGCAGGGAGCAAAGCUGGGCCGCUACCCGAGAACUACUGUCACCAUAGCAGACCUGCCAGAGCCCAGCGUGAUGGCAUUCAAAAAGGACAGCCAGAGCUUCUCCACAUUUGACCCGACCUACACCAUUCCUGUGGUGCGUACUCGAAACCUGGAUAGCCCCGCCACAGUGAAAUGGCGUACAAAGAAGGCCCAGCGCUUCGAUCUCUCUGGAAUUCUGAAGUUUGGUCCUGGAGAAACAGAGAAGAACAUCGUGAUCGACCCGAAAAAGCAUCCUGGCCCAAUCGAGCCCGAGAAUUUCCAGCUAGAGCUGGCCGACCCAAGUAGCAAUGCUUCUAUUGGAGAGAGGAAGAUCACCCAAGUCAAUGUCACAGAAGGUGCUCUCCCUGAAACAAGUCCUGAGAUCAGCCACCUGACGCAGAAGCGUGCCGCCAACCCGAAAGGCCUCCCCCCUGGUGGUCUCCUUCUCGCUCCAGGAAACCCUGAAGCCAAAGCAACUGGACCCAGAAAUAUUCACCUGAACUGGGACCCACCACCUGGUAACCCAAUGGGCUACAAGGUGAAGUACUGGAUAUAUGGGGACCCAGAGAAAGACGCCCAGGUCUUGGAUGUGAAGACUCCUCAAGCUGAGUUGACCAACCUCUACCCGUAUUGCGAUUACGAGAUGCGAGUGUGCGCUUACAAUUCAAUCGGAGAAGGCUACAAUACAGACAUGAUUGCCUGUCAGACCCUCGAAGACGUUCCUGGUGAACCAGGACGUUUGGCCUUUAACGUCAUCAGCCCGACCGUCACUCAGGUCAGCUGGGGGGAGCCUGCAGAGACAAACGGCAACAUCACAGCCUACGAGGUCAUCUACACUCCAAUCGAUGAUAACCUGAAGCCGGAGGGCGCUGCCAAGAAAGUAAAGAUCGACAACCCCAAGAAACGAAUGCUGCUGAUCGAAAACCUUCAGAAAUCCCAAUCCUACCAGUACAAGGUCCGUGCCAAGAACAGCGUGGGCUGGGGUCCUUUCAGAGAUGCUUCCCUCAACCUUGCGACACAGCCUGCCAGACCACUGUCCAUUCCCAUUAUUCCAGACAUCCCUAUUGUGGAUGCAGAGGCAGGAGACGAGUACGACGGAUACCUGAUGUACAGCAAUGAGGUGAUGAAGUCCCCUGGAGGCUCCAAGACUCCCAGCGUCUCUGGUGAUGAAUUCGCGAUGAACGGGAAGUGGGAGCAGAACUUCCUUUUCCCCGGGGGAUCGGGGACACGCAACCUGUCAUCGUCUUCCUCUCCUAUGUCCACCCUGAGCUCGAACUACAGAGUAGGAGGAGGAGGAGGAGGAGGCAGCAGCUCCUUCACCACAGAGACAUCGACCACCUACAUGUCCGGAGCAGGGGGUUCUCGAAGGCUGGAUAUGAUUGGAGGUGGAGUUCAUACAUCGGAUGUCAUCAUGAGGAAGCGCUCGGAGAACAGGGGUUACACAGAAGAGAACAUCCGGGACUCUAUUGUCAUGGGAGAUGUGUCGGGCAAAUUUCAAGAUAUGGCGCCAUCAGGUGGUUUCGGCUACACUGGGAUGCAGAGCAGCUCUCUGAGCCAGUUCAGCUACAGCCUGCCUCAGGUUUCCAGGUCCAGGACCCAGUCUUCAGAUGUCAACGAAGCCUUAUAUAGUCUGGACAGGGUGCUCCAGGAUGCACGACUUUCCCCUGGGGUCCCAGACACCCCCAGCAGACUGGUGUUCUCCGCUCUGGGUCCCACUGCCCUCAAGGUCAGCUGGCAGGAGCCCCUAUGUGAGAAAAGCAUCCUUGGCUACUGUGUCCUCUACCAGCUGAUCAAUGGAGGUGAUGCAAAGCGCAUCAACGUGACGAACCCAGCAGAGAACUCUGUGAUCAUCCAGGACCUGCUGCCCAACCAAUCCUACCUAUUUAAGGUGAAGGCUCAGAGCCAGGAGGGCUGGGGCCAGGAGAGAGAAGGAGUCAUCACCAUCGAGUCUGCAGUCGAUCCCUCGAGUCCCCUCUGCCCAAUGCCAGGCUCACCAUUCACUCUGAGCACUCCCAGUGCUCCAGGCCCCUUGAUCUUCACUGCUCUGAGCCCCGAUUCGCUGCAGCUCACCUGGGAGAAACCUCGCAAACCCCUCGGAGACAUCCUGGGCUACGUGGUCACCUGCGAACAGCUGCAUGGCGGAAGUGACACACGUUCCUUCCAGGUGAGCGGCGACAGCGCUGAGACCAGCCACACUGUUCCCAACCUGACUGAGAAUGUUCCCUACAAGUUCAAAGUUCAGGCUCGAACCACACAGGGCUUCGGUCCAGAGAGGGAGGGCAUCAUCACCAUCGAAUCUCAAGAUGGAGGUGCAAUGUCUCAGUACAAUAGCCAGUCAAUGUCGAUGAGGGAUGUUUUCCAGAUGCCAACAGAGGUCAGCACACGGACCAACAUCUCACACACCAUGCUCGACGACCCCUACUUCUCAGAGGGGAUGAUGAUGACCACACAACACUCGGAGACCAGCGGCAUGGUGACUCGUCAGAUCACCAAGGAGGUGGUUGAGAGGGGCUUCAUAGGAGGAACAACUGUCACAAAGAAGAUGUUUUAUGAAUCCUAAGAUUCUAUUUAGCUGUGCCCAAGUUCACACCCAAAUGAUGAAUUAGCCAGUUCAUUUUGUUACCGCCAAUAAUAUUUAAUGGUAUUUUUCUACCAGCAUCACCAACUUGAGGCUCAGGACUCAGGACGAGCAAUCCUGCGAGCUGCUUCUACCUUCUGCUUCUUUUGUUUAAUAAUCGUUCAACUUCCUUUAAUUAGCUCUGAAAUUCUGAACAACCCCAAAAAGUGUUUUCAGACGUCUUGAGCCGUGUCUCAGGUUGAACCCGACUGAGACCACCUCUUUUGGUCUGACUCAGUUUCAGUCUGUAGAUCUGGACCCCUAGUCUGAGGCAACUUAUUUUCAGACCUGUUAUUUUGGUUCUUGUAGCCCCUAAACUAAAAAGCGGUGACAUGGUGGUUAGCCCUGUUGCCCUCACAGCAAGAAGGUUCGAAUCCCAGUUCGGGCGGGAUCUUUCUGUGUGGUGUUUGCAUGUCAUCCCCAUGUUUACGCUGGGUUUUCUCCGGGUUCUCCAGCAGUCAGAAUACAUGUAAACAUAUGCAGAUUGGUAGAAGGUUAAUUGGAGACUUUAAAUAGACCAUAGAGAGAAUAUGAGUGUGAGUGAUUGUUUGUCUCUGUAUGCUGGCGACCCACCUUUACUGGGAUUGGCUCCAGUUUACCCUUUGACCCUUCAAAAGGAUAUGCAGUAUAGAUGGACCAAAGUCCAGCCUAAACAAGUAGUUGUUACAGAGCUCUGAGAUUCUCUGUCACACAGUUAGUUAUAUUUUGGGCGUGGGUUUGAUAUUCUGCGAUCAAAAAAAACAAAAGUUGAGUGAUACAAGUGUAAAUAAAAGAAGAGGAGGCUGUUCUGUUCCUCUGUCACGUCUGUUACGCACUGUGGUCACUGUGGUCACUGUGGUCACUGCAAUCAGCGACGUGUGUUUUGACUCUUUCAGAAUGAAAUCGCCAAAAUCCUCAACCCGUGUUUUGUCUGAAAGCUUUCUGAUCUGCAGGAAGGUCUGGCUUCGUGUUUGUGGCGGACGCUUUGCACAUUUCAUUUUUAUCGGUCCUGAGGUGAGGGGGACUUUUGUUUCAUAAAUUUGUAUGAUAUUAAAAUAUGAUAAGGCUUACUUCCAGCAUAUUUCAUACUGCUUAAAAUAUUUUUAUCCAAGCGGAUUGACUUAAAUGAAUUAAAUGCCAAAUAUAGAAAGAUGUUAUACACUCGUUUCCUAAUGUCAAGCUAAGGGGAUUGUUAUGAACUCAAAACUCGAUUUGAUACAACAUGCUUUUGCGUUUCAGAUGUGUAAUGGUGUUUCCUGUGUGUUUACCGUUGUAUUUUGCAUUUCGAGUGGAUUAACAUUUCAAUGAGAGCUUGUUUUUAAAAGGAACGGUAUGUAAAGACAGAGAGAUUGUAUUUGCUUCAAUGCAUGUCCUACUGUGUUUUGGGCUUGAAUUUAGAUGAAAAUGCUUUUGUAAAACAUUUUGAGAGGAGGAUUUUUGUUAAGAAAUAAAGAUACCUAUAAGUGAAUUUCACAAAAAAAA